AUGGCAGACAAGGCAGCACUAGAGAGUCACCUCAAGACUCUGCGUGCGCUCCCAACAAUUCGACAACGGUGCAAGCUCGUUCACGCGCUCGCUCAGCAGAAUAAACUCCAGUAUUUCGAGUAUCAUCCAGAAAAGGAACAUGAAGUUGUCAUGUUCUGCGAAGAAAUUAUGCGCCGAGACUAUGAGUCAUUCUCCAAGGCAUGUAUCUCUCAUACCGUGCCUGUUGAGGAGCAAUGUGCGCGGCUCCUCGACCUCUUCUUGGUAUCGGUACUCUUGGACGCAGGCGCUGGAAACGUCUGGAAGUACAAAGAAGAAAUAGAGAACGGCGAAGUGUACUCGCGCAGCGAAGGUCUAGCAAUCGCUUCGUUGGACAUGUUCAAAAAGGGUUUGUUCUCCAGCGACCCGGAGAUGAAAGAGAGAGUAGAUGCUCAGGGGUUGUCGUCUCUAGACGCGACCAAAGUCGGCGAAGGGCUUCAAGUCAACGCGCGUAAUCCACUUUCUGGUUUGGAGGGGCGAGCAGGUCUACUACAGAAACUUGGUUCGGCGCUCACGCAAAGUCCUCAAUACUUUGGCGAGGAAGGUCGUGUGGGCAACCUGCUCACAUUCCUGAAAACAAAGUCGCUCACCUCGCACGCGGGACGCACGAGUGUACACAUCUCGACACUCUGGGAGGUCGUUAUGCAAGGGUUAGCGCCCAUUUGGCCGACCGACCGUACGACACUAGGUGGUGUGCCUCUGGGUGACGUCUGGCGAUGCGAUGCUUUGGCAAACGUUGAGGGCAGUGCCACUGCUGAGCAGAAGGUGUCUGAGUUGGAAAAGGAGGCUCACGGGCUCGUCCCAUUCCAUAAGCUAUCUCAGUGGCUCACCUAUUCACUCGUCGAGCCAAUCGAGAAGCUACUGGGAUGGAAGUUUGAGGGCAUGGAGGACAUGACCGGCUUGCCAGAGUAUCGAAACGGCGGUCUACUGGUAGACUUGGGUGUUCUCAAACUACGAGAAGGCGCUUUGGGGCGUGAAUUCUACCCAGACACGGCAUCUUCGAUCCCUCGUCUUCCGCCUUCGCACCCGGCUAUCAUCGAGUGGCGCGCCAUGACCGUGAUCGAGCUUGACCGCCUUGCGUCCCAAUUGCGCGUACAGACGUCGACGCCAUCGUUGUCGCUCCCGCAGGUCCUGGAAGCAGCGACAUGGAAGGGAGGUCGAGAGAUUGCGAAAGCGCUACGCGCGAAUGUCAAUGGCGGUGGACCACCGAUUGAAAUCGAAAGCGACGGGACAGUGUUCUAG
Messenger RNA from Serendipita indica DSM 11827, 1278 nucleotides. NCBI's taxonomy places the organism in Eukaryota, Fungi, Basidiomycota, Agaricomycetes, Sebacinales, Serendipitaceae. The record is from the annotation of a GenBank genome assembly.